AUUAAAUGGCCUUCAAAGUUUUAUAUUGCAGUAAACCAUCAAAACUGGUCUUGUUAAUUUGAACUUCUGAACUUGAACUCCUGAAUGUGUUUAAAAAUGAGAUAUGAAAGAAUAAAAUACAUAUUACUGUUCUCUCUGAUGCACCUUGUUUAUUCCAAUUCUACGUUUGAAUCUUUCACAGAAAACCCGCACAUUUCGUCACAGAUAUCAAAUGUGCUAUAUAUGGAUCAAAUGUUUAUAAUUUACAUACUUAUAUGUAUUCUUCUAAUUUUAAUUUCCGUUAUCGUUUAUCUUUCUAAAAGAUACUCCCAACAGAUGAUGCAAUCUUCGGACAAUAUUACGAACCGAAGAAGCAAUCCUGAAGUUCGCAACAAAUCGAACAUAUAUGAUCUACCUCCAUUGCUUGAUGUAACGUCUGUAAAUGAGGAAACUCCUAUUGUGAAACGUCCAAUCAACGAGAGAAUUGAAAAUCUUGAAUUCGAUCCUAGAUUUGAAAUUGAUCAGGCUAAACUGGAAAUAUCAGAAGAUAAACUUGGAUCAGGAUUCUUUGGAGAAGUAUGUUAUGGGUUAUUGAGUAUGCGAACUUCAAAUACUGAAACUGACACUCUUCAAAAGCUAAGCGUUGCUGUGAAACAAUCAAAUGAUCCCACCCAAGAAAAUCAAGAAAAAAUGAUUGAGGACGAAACGAAGUUGAUGUGUGCUAUUGGACGAAACCCAAACAUUUUGGCUAUAAUUGGCGCAGUUACUGCAAAUUCUGGAAGUGCUCGAAAUUUACUCAUCGUAGAAUUCGUCGAAUGUGGGGAUCUAUUAAAAUUCCUUGAAGAGAAGAAGAGUAUCUUCAAAGAUGAAUUGGUUUACGAAAAAAAUGGGUAUCUAUUGCCAAAAAGUAUCAGAAGAAAAACGUAUAUGUUCAAUGAAAAUGAGGAUGAUGUCAUUGAAGAAAGUCUUGACUCACUUUGCACGUCUGACCUUCUUUCUUUUUCAUAUCAAAUAGCUGAAGGAAUGGAGUAUUUAGCAUCUAUUCCGUGUGUUCACCGUGAUUUGGCUCUACGCAAUGUUCUUCUCAACAAGAACAAAACUAUUCGAAUCGCGGAUUUCGGACUAGCAAGAAAGUAUCAAGUAGAUGGCUAUUAUAGAAUAACGAAAGGUGUAGGAACUCCUAUGCCUGCUAGAUGGAUGGCUCCAGAAGUUAUGAGAGAAGGAAAAUGCACAGAAAAAUCGGAUGUGUGGUCGUAUGGUGUUAGUCUUUAUGAAAUGUUCUCAUUGGGAGAAUUACCAUAUUCAAAUGUAUCCAACAGUGAUGUUUUUGAGCAUGUUGUUCAGGGAAAUCAACUUCCAAUGCCACAGUAUUGUCAUCCUAAAAUGUACGAUCGAAUGAAACAAUUUUGGAAUUUCGAUGCAACAUUUCGACCCAGCUUCUCCAAGUGUGUGGAAUUCUUCGAAGAACAUUUGAGUGUAUCUGCUACUAACCUUCUGGAACAAAUUCAAAAAACGCUGAAAUCAGAAGCGGAACGACAGAGCAAAUUAGAGGAUUGGAUUCGGAGAGACUAAUGGCUUUUUUUAUUUUUCUAUUUUAGUUUGGCUUUUGAAUAAAGAUGCUAUUCUUUUC
Messenger RNA from Caenorhabditis elegans, 1609 nucleotides. RefSeq names its product Receptor-like tyrosine-protein kinase kin-15 (gene kin-15). The coding region runs from base 85 to 1551 and encodes 488 amino acids. Gene Ontology annotation, molecular function: protein kinase activity; protein tyrosine kinase activity; transmembrane receptor protein tyrosine kinase activity. Gene Ontology annotation, cellular component: plasma membrane. The record is from RefSeq and is marked reviewed. Gene Ontology annotation, biological process: nematode male tail tip morphogenesis. Lineage: Eukaryota; Metazoa; Nematoda; Chromadorea; Rhabditida; Rhabditidae. The transcript is spliced from 9 exons.